Messenger RNA from Hypoxylon trugodes, 2422 nucleotides. RefSeq names its product HET-domain-containing protein. The record is from RefSeq and is a predicted model, not a curated record. The transcript has a single exon. Lineage: Eukaryota; Fungi; Ascomycota; Sordariomycetes; Xylariales; Hypoxylaceae. The coding region runs from base 111 to 2189 and encodes 692 amino acids.
AAUUCACUUCCUAACUCCGAUGGCUGAGUACCUAGGUAUCUGCUAAACCUGAUUCGUCUGUAUGAAAAGCAAUAUUAUCAACUCGGCUCUCACGAGUGGCUUGCGGAGAUAUGGAACCCCGAGACCUCGUCUGCGCCAGAUGCUGGCGGGAUUUCUUCGAUACCAAGGAUUACGAGCAAUGCUGCGCGGGCGCAAUUUCCAGCAUCGUGGGUAUCGAGGUGACAAGUACUAUUGAUGAAGUAAGGAACGCAGCACAGUUAGGUUGUAACUGGUGUGAUUAUAUCAAUAGCUUCAUUAAAACUUCAGAAAAUGGAGAAUCCAAAAUUACUGUGACCCUCUGUCCUACGUCAAUCGAGUCAUGUACUCCAGAGGGUCGGAAUACUUUUUACAUCAGUAUUUCUCGUCGAUCCCCCGCGGGCGAAUUGGAAUCCGCAUCCUCAUUAUUUCUCCAUGCUUUUACAACUGCAGAAAACGAAGCGGGGAGAUAUGUCACCGCGCGCCCCAUACAAACAGAUGUCGGAAGCGCAGCCGCCCAUCGUCAGAUUAAGACGUGGUUGAGAGAAUGUGAAGAGCAUGAGUGCUGCUCUAGCCCCCACACUGCUUCUAUGCUCCCCACCAGGGUUAUUGAAGUUAGCCCGCCAGGGCAGAAAGAUCCACGACUUGUAGAGUCUGAAGGGAUUCAGGGAGUAUACGCAACGUUGUCAUAUUGUUGGGGUACUGUCCCCUUUCCGAACCUCACUAUUUCUAAUCGCACUCAGUUCAAAGAGGGCUUGGACAUGAGUACACUACCCCUUACAAUCCGUAAUGCCAUCGCUACUACUCGUGAGAUGUCCAUUCCGUACAUAUGGAUAGACGCUCUCUGUAUUAUGCAGGACUCCGAAGAGGAUAAGAUGAGAGAAAUAUCGCGGAUGAAGGGAAUAUUCGCCUCAUCAACCGUUACCAUUGUGGCGGCUUCGUCAAAAAGCGUCUUCGACGGAUUUCUAUAUGAUCGCGAUAACUCGGAGACUGUUUAUAGAAUACCGGCCCGAGUUGAUAAGGGGGUAUUCGGAGCGAUGUUCGUCAAUGAACUCGAUGCUGCGACUUACGAUGAGCGCUCCGAGCCCAUUGCGAAACGAGCAUGGACGAUGCAGGAGCAGGUACUAGCCCAACGAACCGUUAUUUUCGCUACGCAUACUAUGUUAUGGAAUUGUAAGGCCAGCGCAAGGAACUUUGGGGACUCACUAUACUUCCCAUACGACCUCGACUCAGGAUUUAACGACGACGACGAAAAAUACAGUCUCAAUCUAAAUUCUCUCUUAAUUACAGAACACGAGGCGAGAUCCAACAAGAACAAGGCUUUGAGUUGCUGGUUACGCCUUGUGACGGCUUUCUCUCUCCGUAAAGCUAGCCAUGAGAACGACAAGCUCAAUUCACUAGCUGGCAUUGCAUCUCAUCCUUCUUUUUCUAGUCUCGGGCCAAACUACUUUGCCGGGAUUUGGGAGUAUAAACUUGCUAUACAACUGAUGUGGUACACCUCGGAUUGGCACAGAACACUUGGCGAGGACGAAAAAUUCACAUUCUACAGACCGACCACAUAUCGAGCGCCUUCUUGGUCCUGGGCGAGCCUUGAGGGUGGAGUUAUCCACUUCGACUUCUCGUUUGACGAUGAAGAUGAACCGGAGCCAGAAAUAGUCUGUGAAGUCGUAGAGUGCUCAACGACAGCCAAGUUCCCUGAUCUAAAUCCGCUUGGCGAGGUCCUCUACGCGCAAUUGACACUAAGGGGAUCAUUAAGGAUGGCGUGGUUUAACCCGAAGACUUCUAACGUUAUCUUACUUCAUGAUCCUAUCCCUGACGACCACGACCGCCUAGACAAAGUGGUCGAACCAUAUGAAGAAGCAUGGAAAAGGCAUGUCGUAGAAUUCAAGGCGAGGCACCCGGAUAUUGAUAUUGAAGAAGACCCGGAAGCUGUAAAUGGUACCGACUAUGAUAACACCAAUGGAAGAUCCGACGAAUCUGGAUUUACCCAGCUAGUAGUCGUAUUUUGCCUUCCAGUCACCCUUCAAAGCUCAUCUCUGGACGGCACUAUGGGGUUAUUACUUACGUCAUGUAAGCACGAAGGCAGGACUUCAUACAAGAGGAUAGGUAUUUUUAAGAGAGGGAUGAAUAAAGAGUUUGAAGACCUACCAAGGAGGGAUAUCUGCAUAAUAUGAUGUAUAUCAAUCAUAAAUCAUAUUUCUCGUAGCACGAAGCACAAUCCGCAGAAUAGGGUUGGCACCGAGGAUUGCUUAACUAUGAAUUCAAGAUCAACAUCAAAUAAUACGUGGGUCAAGCACUUAAGCUGAAAAGGGGUUUUAAGGUUUACUGCGGAUACCUAUUUCGUGCAAACAUUCAUUCCUUCUUAUUUUGUUUCCAUAAGUCGUACCUUCCGUGUCUACCAACCUAG